AUGGAUAGUAUAUUUAGACUUAUAAAGCCAGAAAAUGUAAUCGAUACAGAUCAUGAAUGCUAUGAACCAAGAUAUUUUCCAAAAGGAGCCAGGUGUGCAAUGAUUAUUCUCUCUCUCGGGCUUAUAUUUUGCUCGAUAACGUUUGAAAAAGCAUUCAUAGAAGCAAAUUCUAAUACUAACUUUGGCUUAAAGUUGACUAUGCUUUCAGCUGCAGCCAUUUAUCCUGCUACCAUGUCUGUGUUUUAUUUGCCUAAUAACUGGAGGUUGAUGAAAGUGCACAACAAAUGUGGUUUUUUUUCAUAUGCCAUUUAUAUAAUUCCACAUAUUCUUGCGCUUGCUUUUAUUGUGGCUCAAAUAGUGAUUCAGUGCACUAAAAACGACUACAGUGAAUGCUGUGGAAUGUUCCAAUGCAGCCUUCUGCCUGCAAUCGUGCUUUGUUUUCUUUACUCAGUAUAUGAUUUUCGAUUUGAAUCAAUCAGAUAUGUGUAUACUGAUGCGUUUGACUUGGUCACUGACAUUACUGUGCUGUUGAUUCUGAUCGCUUUUCUUCUAUGGCAUGCCUACAUUAAUAAUUUGAUAGACUACGAUCAAAUCAUGUGUUUUGUUCUAUAUCCUGUAGGUCUUCUUAUGAUCCUUAAGACAAUCAAGGAAUGCUUUUCGUCCCCUCGUGAUCUAGACUUCAAGACCGAUAGCUGGCUGAUUAAUCUGUUUAUUCUGUUUGUGGGAAUAGGUACUGUAGCCAUGGUGUGUGUUAAGAUGAUAGUGAUACUAAAUAUGAGUGAAGUAACCGAUGAUAGUGAUACUAAAUAUGAGUGA
This is a messenger RNA of Ordospora pajunii, 816 nucleotides long. RefSeq lists its product as uncharacterized. NCBI's taxonomy places the organism in Eukaryota, Fungi, Microsporidia, Ordosporidae. The coding region runs from base 1 to 816 and encodes 271 amino acids. The record is from RefSeq and is a predicted model, not a curated record. The transcript has a single exon.